Molecule: messenger RNA, 4410 nt
Organism: Penicillium soppii
Lineage: Eukaryota; Fungi; Ascomycota; Eurotiomycetes; Eurotiales; Aspergillaceae
Product: TRAPPII-specific subunit TRS120
Exons: 3
Coding region: 1-4410 (1469 amino acids)
Cellular component (GO): trans-Golgi network
Source: RefSeq, a predicted model, not a curated record
AUGGGUGUCGACCCUCUGUCCCCCAUUGCGCCCGCGCGCCUAAAAGCGCUACUCCUUCCUAUCGGCAAGAUCAAGCGCUCUCGCUUCUUGAGCUUUGCUGCCAGACUACAAGCCGAGAAUGUAGUUCGGCUAGGGGAUAUCAGCCCUGAUUUGCGGCCGAAUAGAAACAUGUUUUCGCCAUUGGCAUUCCCUACCGGAUUGAUUCUCUUCGACCUUUCUUUCUCCGUCCCACCCACCUCGCACCUGGAAUUGUUCCCCUUCGAGAUAUACAGAGAGCCAUUGGUGAUUAUUGCGAUAGCAGAUGGAACAGAAUUGGCUUCAAGUACCGGCGAAACUCAAAAGCACCCGACUCCCGAGGGACUCGAUCAGUUGUUGGAAGAGCUCCAUGGGGUUAAAGAAAGGAAUCCACGGGCGUUGGUGAACCAACUAUUGAUCUUCGAUCAUGAGGGCUUGGACAAAGUCACUAAUGGACCAGAGAAUGUUCUAUGGGUUCCCCCACCCCAGGUCUCCAAGGCCACUACGAUGAAAACAGUCCUUUGUGACGUGACCGCGGUCUUGCUCUCCGAAAUGGACGAGUUCGCGAAGACCAUUCAGGCUAUACCGUCAAUCGAAUCACCCAAAGCGUCUUCUUGGGGCCCACAUCGGAACCCGGAACUAAGGCCGCGGCCGGUAGACCGACUAAUGAAUCGGAUGACUCUACCCGCACAGCUUCCCUCCAGCCCAAAUGGUGGGCAGGACACCCCGCUGAGGUCCAGUGCCACCUCACCGGCCCCGAGUGACCAUGAAACCCCUACCACAUUCGACGAGAUCACUCGGUCAAUCCAUCUCACCAGUCGCACGAACUCGGGCAGCAGGACUCCUUCAAUAGCGUCUCCGAAAGAGCAUAGCCGUGACCGGAUGUCCGUGAGCAACAUGAGCGCUACUGAUAGAACCAAAAAUCGUAUUAGGGGCCGCGCUGGAGUUGUAAUUGGAACUCUUUUCCUGCAGGCAGGUAGAUGGCCCGAUGCUUUGAAAGAACUUACCGAAGCGGUGAACAAUGCCCGAGCAGGCAGUGAUUAUAUCUGGCACGCCAAAGCUCUUGAGACAAUUCUUCUUUGUCUGAUCAUGUUUGGAUGGGCAGGAAUGGACUUCCAGAUCCCAUCGGUUCUCUACCCUGUCGCUGAGAAGUCUUCCAAAUCCUCCCGCGACUCGAUUACGCCUAGUAGCGCUGGCAAUCGGGUUAUCUCUCUUCACAAUCUAGCAAAUCUUUUGCCAGACCUCUCAAACAACAUUCUGAAUCUAUACACACGCGCCGCCAACAUCACAGAUGAACCCCUUCCCCAACUGGUCUUCUCAGAGACAGUGAUUCGAUUGGCAAGACUGAUGGUAUCAUCUCGGAUGCGAGACGGGGCUUUGGAUGACAAUGCUUUGAAACACAUUGUAAUGAACGAGACUCUGGUUCCAUUGAUUCAACCAGAGUUACCACGGGGAACAGUCUUGCUUCGGAAAUCCGAAAUCGCCAACUUUUUGUACCGGGCACUGCCGCUAGCUCCAGGUGCAGACCUGCCUGCUACUGAUGCCGUGCCCAUUAUCGUUGGCGUUGUGUCCGUUCUGAAUACCCUUGAACUGCCCAGAAAGAAAGCUUUUAUUUUGCGCGAACUACUUUCCGUAAUGGUACCUAGCUUGGUGCAAGCGCGCAAAAUUGGUGCUGCAGAAGUUGGAAUCCACCCUGCUGCUGGGCUAGCAUCUUUAAGCGAUACAGCAUUCGAUGUCAAUGCCCUCGAUGCAGGAUCAGGAAAUAUGGAGAGCAGCGUGCGUCUUCUUCUUGGGACUAUUGGAGACAUUUACGGUGUUCAACCUUCAUCUUUCCACGAAUGGGAGAAGAGGAAGAGUCAGUCAUCAGCAGUGAGUGGACUACAGGAAGGCUCUGAAUAUGACUCAGUUGCCAGCAUUGCCGAAAGAGCAUUCCGACACGUAGUUCUGGAUCGUUAUGGUGAUCUGAACCUGAAGAUUGAUGUUCUCAGAGCCUGCAUUAAUUGUUGCGAAGCCCUUCCCGACUUCAAUGGAGUUCUUCGCUUUACUGUCGAACUUUUGCAAACCAUUCGUGGUGAUAUCAUGCUUGGAGAGGGACACAAACAUCCGCCCUAUCUUCCGCAAGACGAACAAAUUCGCCUACUGAACAACAUCAAACGAACUGUAGGCGCAGGAACCAGGUUAGGUGCCUCUGAUAUGGUCGCCGAGUACUGGGAUGAUUUCCUAGUACGAGACGUCCAAUUGCUAUCACUUCCAGGUCCCAAGCGGCCCGUUCGGCGGUCCAAAACGGAAUUGGAUGCAGUCACUAUCAGUUCUCAAAAGUCGAAAAAAGACCCCUUUCUCUACAAUCCUUUCGCAAAGGCUAGCAGCAAGGCAUUGGAAAUGCUCACGGUGGCUGAUGAACCUGCGUCUUACCUAGUCACCCUUCAGAAUCCAUACGAAUUUGAGGUUGAGAUUGAGCACUUGCGCUUAGAGAGCAUCGGUGUAGCUCUUGAAGCUGUGGCAGAAAACAUCGUGCUCCUCCCACUUUCUAUACAGGAUGUUACGGUGCUUGGCGUUGCCGAAGGAGAAGGCAGCCUCAACAUCACAGGCUGCAUAGUUAAAGUUCGCCACUGCCGCACGCGGAGAUUCCCUAUCUUCAAAACAUUCUGGAAGCCUGCCCCCGAGGUCAAAUUCAAGCGGACAGGCUUGGGUGCCAAACAACCUCUGACUCAACGCCCGGUUUCCUGGAGCUCAACAACCUCAAAAGAUGGCAAGGUUGAUGUCAAGAAAGGACCCGAGACCACCUCGUGUGAAGUCAAGGUGAUCGCGAAACAACCCUCGCUUGUGAUUGAGUCGAUGUCUCUGUCGCAAUCAGCAAUGAUGGUUCUCGAGGGCGAGGUCAAGACCUUUACUAUCACGCUGCAUAAUGCGUCCUCGUGUCCUGUGGACUUUGUUCUCUUCACAUUCGAUGAUUCAACAACUAGACAGCUGCAGUCGGCUCUGAGUAACAAAGACCUGUUGCCCGUCGAGAUCUACGAGUUGGAGCUAAAGAUGGCAACGAAUCCUGCUCUGCGAUGGCGACGAGAGGGUCUUGAUCCCAGUGAUUGUUCGAUUGCAGCUGGCCAAAACGCAAGCUUUACAGUUGAUGUUCUUGGAAAACCGGGUCUGCAAGACACAACGAUUCAGAUUGACUACUGCCGCGUGGGUGCACCCCCGGGUGAAUUGCCGGAUGUAUUCUACACUCGACAGCUCUUUGUGCCAUUGACGGUGACAGUAAACGCCAGUGUAGAGGUCGCCCGCUGUGACGUACUUCCAUUCAGCGGUGAUUUUGCUUGGAAGAACAAUAUUGAUCCACCCGUCGAUUCGGUGAAAGAGCCUGAUGCAUUGCUCUCCACCACAGAAAAAGAUCCAUUUUCACAAGUCCUUAGCCGCCUUGGUAACGGAGCUUAUGGACCGGACCACUGUGUCGUUUUGCUCGAUUUGCGAAACGCCUGGCCCAGUCCACUUUCGGUGUGGCUGCGAGUCAGCGAGCAAUCAAUGGAAACGAUGUCACCACAGCCAGCGAACAAUGAUAAUACCAACGGUCAGUACUCCGUUGAUGGAGAUCUUCAACCCGGCCAAGUCUGUCGCUUUGUUCUGGUCCUACCCCGCGUCUACCUUGACAACCCUCAUGCCACCAUUCCCGUAGUGAAAACUGGCAACCGCAGACAAUUCGUCGUCAGCGCCAACAAACUAUCCUUCGAAGCCGAAGGUGCCUCCCGCGAAGCCUUCUGGUUCCGAGAAGAGUUUUUGAAGCGAGUUCUCGGAGGUUGGAAGGAAUCCGCCACUGGGCGCGAGGGAUCUAUUGACCUACGAAAUGUCCGACUAAACCAUCGUAUGGUCGAAGCCAUGCGUCUCGAAGAUGUGGAAAUAACUUUCUCCUUGGCCUCGCCGUCUCCACCCGCGGACUCUCCAGCAGUUGAACAAAUUGGUCGCUCACGAUUCCGCGUCAAAACAGACGACCUGCUUACCUUGACCGUCACUGUGCGCAACCGCUCCUCCCGCCCAAUCCACCCUCUUCUCCGUCUCCAACCCAGCCUCCGUCAUCAGCCAAAUAACGUUGCCCUGGAUCUCACUCGCCGACUCGUCUGGACGGGCAUGCUUCAACAGGCACUUCCUAUCCUACCGAGCGGUGAGUCCACCACCACCUCUAUUGGCGUCACAGUACUGUGCCGUGGAGAAUAUGAAUUCGGUGCUAGUGUUGAGGAGGCACGUCUUCUGCGAUCAUCUUUCCUGGAUGAUCAUGCCCACUCUAGCGACUCUGCAGCUCCAUAUGAUGACGGCGGUAUCAUGGAUACCUUUGGAGCAGAUGCUGUACGACGCCGGCGUAUUUGGCACGCCAAAGAGUUGUGUAUCAUCCAAGCGAAUGACUCAUGA